Messenger RNA from Andrographis paniculata, 2097 nucleotides. Its product is annotated as la-related protein 1B-like. The record is from RefSeq and is a predicted model, not a curated record. The coding region runs from base 230 to 1801 and encodes 523 amino acids. The transcript has 7 exons. Gene Ontology annotation, molecular function: RNA binding. Lineage: Eukaryota; Viridiplantae; Streptophyta; Magnoliopsida; Lamiales; Acanthaceae.
AGACUAUGGACUCUCCCACCGCUACACACAGGAUUUGAUCGCUGCGGACGGCCGAAACCCUAGUUUUCUCUCCGAUCACGUCCCUCUACUUCUCUCUGGAUUCUUGGGCCGCAUUCAAUAUAUUUUGGAGAUUGGCGAAAUACAUUUGAUUUUAAUAUAAAGGAAAAGGCUCCGUCGCCGGAGUGUUUGCUCUCUUCGGUUUGGGUUUUAGAUUUUUGAUUGGUCGACUAUGGCCACGGACAACUCGCAGUCGGCCGCGGAGGUUGUCUCAAACGGCGGCGAGGGUAGCAGUCCUGUGUCGCAGCGGCGGAGUUUAUCCUCUCCUUGGGCAUCGGUCGUUCGUGGAGAUCCCGAGCAGAACUCCUCGCCUGCAUCCGGAGUUCCUGGCUCUUCUCUGUCUCCGCCGCAGGAGCAGUUUUCUGCUUCAGAAAACUCUUCGAUAGAUAGUUCGGCCUCUGACGCGCAGCCCGAGAACUCUGGCGUCAACGGCGAUAACAAUGCUGGUCGCCCCAGGAGGCCUGCGUGGAACACGCCGUUAAACGGUGCUCCUGAGCCUGCUACUGUUAUGGGCGGGGCCGUUUCCUGGCCGGCACUCUCGGAAACAACCCGAUCGGUGCCGAAAGCAUCCUCCGAUGUUUCCCGACCUGUGGCCGACGGAUCAGUUUAUUUACCUCAGGUUAAUGCUCCUCUGAUAUCUCAACCUCCUCAGAGACCAGUCAAUCAUAAUGUUCAUUCUAAUUCCUCUGUGAACAAUUCAAUGCCUUCUCGAGCAAGGCCAAGGAACCGCGGUGGGAGUAGCUCCUCAUUGAGUGGUACAUCUCAAAAUGCUUUUAAUCAGCAACCACUCCCUAUGCCACCACCACCGCCUUUUCAUGUUUUUGAGGUACCUUAUGGGAUGGUUCCCCCUGUGUUGGAUAAUCCUGUAAGAGGUCCAAGACCCAUUGGAGGUUCACAUUCACAUGCUGGCAAUGACCAUCCUCAGAGAAAUAACCCAAGAAGGGGGGGUGGUUAUGGCCCUCGACCCCGAGGAGAAGGACCACACCCCAAUAGCCAUGGCAGGCGUGAGCAAGAUCGUAGAGAUGUCCAUCGCCCACCCCAUUAUCUACCUCCUCACAUGGGGUAUAUGCCGUCUCCACUGCCUCCUGGUGCUGCUCCAUUGAUGGCACCUGGACCUGUUAGAGUGUUCCCUGGACAAAUGGGUUUUGAUGGGCCACCUGCCCCGUUUAUCUAUGUCCCGACAAUGACUCCAGAAUCUUUUAGGGCUGUGCAAAUUGGUCCUCCACCACCUCCGUUCUAUCCUCCUGCUGAUAGUUUAACAAGCAAGAUUGUUAAGCAAAUAGACUUCUAUUUCAGUGAUGAUAAUUUGGCAAAAGAUAAGUUUUUGAGGUCAAAGAUGGAUGAGCAUGGUUGGGUGCCGAUUACUUUAAUUGCCUCUUUUCGUCGAAUUGAUCAACUGACAAAGGAUGUUCCCUUGAUUUUGGAGUCCUUGAGAUAUUCUACGGUUGUGGAAGUCCAGGAUGGCAAGGUGAGGAGGCGCAAUGAGUGGAGAAAAUAUCUACUGCCAUCCGGUCUGGUUCUUCCAAAUUCAGCUUCCAGCACCUCUGUGGCACCCCAAAAUGAGCUAGCAACCUCCUUACAAAAUGUUUCACUAGACAACAAUUCAGGAACUAAAAAGACAGAUUCAGAGCAAGUUCACGCUGAGAUGACUACUGGCAAGCUCAUGCCUGAGAACCUGAUUAAUCAGUCGGGAUUGGCUCCUGUAGACAGCACCGCUGAAGGAGAUCGCACCGUAAGCGUAUGAAACUGUUUUCGGAACACAAUUUUGCGUACUCAAGCCGGAGGAGACUAAAUGCCUACAUAUGGUAACCGUUUUAGCCAGAGGAGGUGGGAGUGGUCUGACUACGUCAAACAUCUUUUAGCUUCUGGACUGGAUCUUUUGCCAAUAUUUUGCUGCUGACAUGGAUUGCAAUUGUUUUGUGCCAAUGGUUUUGAGUGCUUUACUCUUGGAUGAUUUGCAGAAGAAACUGUGUUUUGAGGUGAAACUUUUCUCAGUACACCGGUGCAUUUUGAAAAUGAAAUUUAAAAGUCGAUGGUAAA